Athalia rosae (coleseed sawfly) is the source of this 5697-nucleotide messenger RNA. It is a transcript of the gene mthl1, whose product is annotated as probable G-protein coupled receptor Mth-like 1. Gene Ontology annotation, cellular component: membrane. Gene Ontology annotation, molecular function: G protein-coupled receptor activity. Lineage: Eukaryota; Metazoa; Arthropoda; Insecta; Hymenoptera; Athaliidae. Gene Ontology annotation, biological process: cell surface receptor signaling pathway; G protein-coupled receptor signaling pathway. The record is from RefSeq and is a predicted model, not a curated record. The coding region runs from base 317 to 2074 and encodes 585 amino acids. The transcript is spliced from 6 exons.
UUCGGUUUAGUGACUCCGAAACUUCUUAGCGGUGGUGACGCGUCGAUUUUCUCUCCGCCGUAUGAUACGAGUGGACACCGAUUACUUGACAGUGGAUAUCACGGGAACACGAGGCAAUGGGGUUUUGAAAUCCAAAGAAAUCAUUUAGGACCGAGAAUUUCGGUUUUUUCCCAUACCUCGGAAGUGAAGUUUGACGAAAAGAAAAUUUUAUUCUUCGACGAUCGAAGAUUUUCGCGACGAUAAAUAUCGGUUCACCGCAUUCUUCGCGCUCGCGGCCUCCGCGCGCUACGACGCUAACAAUCGUCGACGAUUCCCUAUGAAAAUAGUAAUCAUGGAGCUGAAAAUCUGCGUGAUUCUACUCCUCGCUUCGUCGACGAUCGCGCUUUCGGAACCGGCGGUGCAAACUAAGGACGUUUUGGUGUUGAAGUGUUGCGAGACGGGAUCGACGUUGGCGAGGCCUUCCGGCGCAGAAGAGCCGGGACGUUGUCUGCCCUCCGGAAAACCUUGGCAGCCGAUAAUUUAUUCACCGGGUGCAUCCAGUCCGGUCGGCAUUCCGGACACCUGGGCGAUACGCGAAAAUACAAAACCGACGUGUCGCGACGGCGUGUUGACCUACAUAGCGCAGGACGAGUGGAACCCCUUCAUAUUAUUUGACAGCGGUCAGGUGGUACUCAACAGCGGUAUCGGCCAGCAGUACAAUCCCGGUAAAUUUUGCGCCGACGAAGAAGGACUGUUGGUCUGCCUGCCGAGGGCCGCUAUAACGGCCAAAGCCACCAUGAAACCCGUUGUCCAACAGUGCUGCGGCGCGGACGCGGUUUUCGAUCAGAAGGCCAAAAAAUGCGAGUACCAAAAGGAGCCGAACGACUCACCGCCGCUGAUAGACAACAUCGCCGACGUUGAACUCACCUACGGAUUUCCCGUAUGCAACUCCUCCGGAAAUCACACCAUUGUCGGGAGUGUGAGUGACGGCAAGAUACUCGCCAACGGAUCCAUGCAGUUCGAAGAUUUCGUCCUACCUCCGAGACAAUUUUGCAUCGAAAGGACCAGAGACAGGAAAUCGGUCAAGGUCCUCACCUGCGUCGAACACGCACCUCAGAGACCCGAGGUAGUCCAGGCGGCUGACAUGCGGUUCACCCUUUAUCCGAUUGGAUUUCUAAUCAGCGUUGUCUUCCUGGCAGCCACCCUAGCAGCCGGGUGGCUACUGCCAACGGCUCACCACGUACUUCACUGGCGAUGCCAGACGCACCACGUCGCCUGUCUCCUCCUGGGUGACCUUCUCAUGGCCGUGAUACAGCUCGGAGGAAAGUCGCUCCAAGGAGACGUCUGCAAAUCCGUCGCGAUCCUGGCCCACUUCUUUUUUCUGGCAGCAUUCUUUUGGUUGAACACCAUGUGCUUCAACAUCUGGUGGACUUUCAGAGACUUGAGACCAGCCAGUUUGGAGAAGGGCCAGGAAACUGUUAGGCUUAGGGUGUACGCGUGUUACGCUUGGGGUGGCCCCCUUCUCAUAGCCGGUUUAGCCGCUCUUCUGGACCAUCUACCGCAACAGCCAGGAUACAUGUUUCUCAAACCACGUUUUGGCGAAAACUAUUGCUGGUUCUACGGUGACACGGAAAUACUCGUAUACUUUUUCGGUCCAGUCGGUAUUCUACUGGCGAUCAAUCUCAUAUUGUUCGCCGCUACCGCUCGGGAACUUACCUGUGGCCUGUGGAAGCGUGAAGUUGUCAAGAGCACGACGGAAAGAGCUGCGCUCGGUCGAGUUUGCAUGAAGCUGGUCGUUGUCAUGGGAGUAACGUGGGUGGCGGACGUACUUUCUUGGGGCGUUGGAGGGCCUCAGUAUCUCUGGUACUUCACGGAUCUGAUAAAUGCUCUUCAAGGUGUUUUCAUCUUCGCGGUCGUCGGUUGUCAGCCUCAAGUUUGGGCCGCUCUUAAGAGACUUUGCAACAGAAAUCCGCGCGCCAACGCCGGUAGACAGGGUAACGCCAUGAGUACAACGAGUCACGGUAUGCCGAGCAUGGGCGACAGCGUCACGCAGAAUCAGAGCACGAAAACAGUGCCGUUGGAAACUAUCUGCUAAACAAUCGCACAUGGAAAAUACGUACGGAUAUAUAUGUGAGAAAGAGGGCUGCAGGAUGGCGACAAAAAAAAAAAAAAAUGAGACUUUUAGAAAAGUUGCCUCCGCCGUACCUCUCGACGACGAUGAAAAUCAUCCCGCGACUUAUACGUACGUUUAUGUUGCGGGGUAAGGUAAGAAGAAGUAUGAAAAAAAACACCAAACCGAAAUCGCGCGACGGUAACGAAUUUUUUUAUUUAUUUAUUUUUUUUUUUCAUCUAAUCGUAAUACCAAUGACAAUUGCCGUUUUUCUGACGUUUAAGAAAAACGAAAAAUAAAAAUUGAAGUCCUCGAACAGAAUGAUACAGAUUUCGGGUUAUAUUUUUUUUUUUUUCACGUAAUACGCACGUGAUCGGCAUAUCGGAAAAUCUGAUGUCGCGUCACGAUCGUAGGAAUUUAAUACGAUUUUCUAAUGAUCUUGCAAAUUUUCGAACGCUUUAAAUAUCAAUUGGAAUAACAAUUAUAUUUAUUUAUUUAUUAUUUUAUUUUAUUUCUUUUUUUCGUUACUUUCGUAGCCGCAGUUUGAUUUGUUGCAGCGAUUUUUUCGAUUAGCUGAGCUUUGCACAAUGAUUAUAUAUAAAUGCACGCGUUUAUAUACCCGCACCGGUGGUUUUGCCGCAACAGCCGUCAGCUAAUCGUGAUUGCUAAUCUUCGACAUUACAGUCACUGCUAUACCUUAUAUCCAUAGGUAUAGUACGGAGUGUAAGGCUACGUAAUUGGCUGCAUUCUUGAACGUUUUUCCGCGGUAUCAUUUUUCCUUUUUGCUUUCGAAUUAUAAUUUUUCUAAAACCUGUCGUAUGGUAUACGAAAGAAAAGGAAGAAAAUAAUCAGUGACCUCAGUCUUAUACUAAUCAUUAAAGAAACUUUUUUUCUUCAUUAUCCUAUUCUUCAAAAAAAUCGAAAAUAAUUUAUAGCCUCUGUAAUGGUAAUUCUGCGUGAAUAUUGAGUUUAUAACUUUAAACAACAGAAAAAAGAACGCACCAAAAAUAAUUUUUUUCAAUCAUCCAUUAAUUAUUAUCGUUAUUAUUACAUCAAAAUGAUCGAACACGGAAUAAUGUUGUCUUCUUGUUUCUCGUAUAUAUCAUGUUAUCAUCCGAAUAUGAUAAAAUAGUAAUAAUAGCUAUAUAUUAUAGAAAACUAUAGAGUUACUGACAAUACGAACGAUGAAAUUGCAAUGCCUUUUGAAAUGCCUUCAUAACACGUCGGUGUUCAUUAAAACCAAACAAAAAAAAAAAAUCAAUUAAAAAUGAAUAUAAAAAAAAUAGCCUAUUAUAUUCAAAUAAUUUUUGCGAAUAAUCGACGAACAUCGUUAUUGAUGAUAAUAAUUAAUAAAAAACUAAAAUAAAAGCUAGAAAAAAAAAAACUUUUCAUCGGCAUUCAUUGAUAUGAUAUGGGUAAAUGAGUUCGAAACAAUGGAAAUAUGGCAAAAAAUAUUUGUUACACCUCGAACGGUACGUAUAUGAAGUUGGGAAAAAAAAAAACGAAAAUGGAAGAUGUACAGCGUAAGAAUGGGAUGACACAUUUUAUGCACCGCGCUAUUAUAUGACGAAUGUGCGGACGCUCCGUAUAUAAUGAUUGGUGUAAUUGGUACCUAUACACAUACAUAUUAUCAUUACAUACCCACAUAUAACUAUCUGUAUACCGUACACGUACAAUUAAAUAGUAAAUAGUGAACUCAUCAAUUGUUUCUUCAGGUGCACUUUCAAGACUGAACGCAUAAGCGUCAUGACGUACAGUACUACACAGUGUUUUUGCGUAGUUGAAUUCUCCUAGUUUUCUUCAGUCUUCAUUUUUUGUUUUAUCAUUUUUGUUUGUUUUUUACGGUCUCUCAGUUUGUUUCUCUUCUUUCGCGACGAAUGAUAUGUGAUAAAAUAAUCGUUAAAGAAAACACGAGCGAACGCGCUUGAGAAUUUCUAAUAAAAAAAUUUUGAAAGAAUCUUUUUCAAAAGUCGUUGCUGGGAUUGCAUUUUAUUUCAAAAAUAGACACGCGCACGAUCGGGCGUCUUCGGCCGUGUUUUAUAUGUUUCGAUGUAUGCUGUGUGUACUUUAUAUAAAUGAAAAACUAUUAUUUUUUAUAGUACUCGUGCAGGUACCUUGUAAUUACUAAUUAUUUAAAUCGAUUUUAGUUUUAUUGUGUUACAUUAUGCCGCUGGUUAUUGUUGGUGUAAAGCAGCAGUAAACGUGAUGCGGCAUUACGGAGCAGCUCGUAAUUCGUAGUUAAAACUUAAUUAUAAUUAUUAUAGUUGUAAUUCAAGCAUUAUACUAAAACGAUCAUCGCACUACUUUAAAUACGGUAAAUAUAAUUCUUGUAAAUAACAUCAAAUACACCAUACGUAGAUUAGUAUUUGUAUACUAAUGUCCCAUUAGCGGCACUUACUCCGAUUAAAAUUAUACGAUGUAAUCCAUAGGACUCUUGCUUUUAUAUACAUUAUAUACAUAGCCGGUAUAAGUACAUCGGAAAUAUUACAAGCAAACAUACGACAAACGAAGUUUUAGACGCAAAAUCAUCACGGCAAAACAUAUUCAUUCAUAUGUGUAUCGUACGUACGAUGAUAAUCAUAUGAAUACGUCAAAGAGGCUAGAAUUUCAUUUCUGUUGUUUUCAAGAUGAAAUAUCGCAACAAUUCAAAUAAAACUUACCUAAAACUGCCGGGAGAUUAUUGCGGAUAUUUAUAAUAGGAUAUGUAGCGUAUAAUCUGAAUCGUGUAGGGAAAACAUUUUGGACUGUACAUUUAUUGAACUAUAAGUACAUGAUAUGACAUAUUACAUACCUAUGACACGCGUAACGUAGUCUUUAGUAUUCAUUGUAUAGUAGGUAAAAUCGCGAGGGAGAUUGUUAAAAAGUAAUUUUAUCAUAAUUUAUUUCAACUGUAAAAGAUAUCUUUCAGUUUCAUCUUGUUUCUUUAAUUUCCUCUUUUUCUUUUCAUUUCACACGUGCAGAUGCAUCAGUAAAAUAACAGAAUACUAUCAUGAUAUAUGGAAAACUUUAUACAGUAUAUGUUUGUACACGAUGUACGGUGGCUUGCCAGUAAUUAGUUUCGGUCGAUAUUAAAUGUAAUAUUUAAAACAUAAAAAUUAAUGUUAUUAUUACUGUAUCGAAUUUUUAGCAGUUAGGAUUUAAUAAGAAACUACUAUUGAGGUACCUUUGAAGUUGUCGAUCAUCGGAAUGGUUUCUCUUAAAAUUGAGCGAAAAUUUUCUAAUAAAAAAGAACCCUGUCUCCUCCAAAUUUUUGCAUUCGCUGUAAUAUUUUCAAUAUCGAUUACCAUUGUGUACGUUAUGAAAAAAAAAAAAAAAGAACAAGAAAGACAAGAACGACAAGUAAUUUUGGGAAUGUAAAUAUUUGAGAAUUGAAUUUCGUCAAGAGAAAUUAGUUCGUGGAUCACAAUUGAUACGUAUACCUAUAUAAGUGUGAACUGUAAACUCAUGUCUGGCCAAAGUACGCGCAGCGCUAUUUAAUUAUCUAAUUUAUAUGUUAUAGAUACUUACAUGUAUUACUAUGAAUUUAUAACUGUGAAAUAUUUGACUAUAGGACGCCGUACGUCGACGUAAUCGGAAACGUGACAAAAUAAAAGAUUAAUAAAAUAAAA